This is a messenger RNA of Scedosporium apiospermum, 789 nucleotides long. RefSeq lists its product as uncharacterized. The transcript is spliced from 5 exons. The coding region runs from base 1 to 789 and encodes 262 amino acids. The record is from RefSeq and is a predicted model, not a curated record. NCBI's taxonomy places the organism in Eukaryota, Fungi, Ascomycota, Sordariomycetes, Microascales, Microascaceae.
AUGAAGGCUACCACCUCCAUAGCCAUGGCUGUCGCUGGCCUCGUCGGCAUCGCCUCCGGUCAAGCUUACAUCCCCAACUGCGCUGUUCCCGUCCUUGACAAAAUCAUCGCUGAAUAUGUCCAGACCUGUACCGAGGCCUACAACUACAUCUGCUUCUGCAAGAACCCAGUUGCCCCGUGGUACUACACCCAGUACGCCGUUACCGACUGCCCUAACGAGACCGACUCUGACGCCGCCGUCGGCUUCAUCACUACCUUCUGCAAAGACAUUGGGUAUCCCAUCACCUUCCCAAUCCCCGAUCCUAACGCCGGCGGCACCACCACCACCGAGCCUACUGUCGAGCCAACCGCCGAGCCUACCGAGCCGCCUGCGUCAUCUACCUCAGAUCCUGAGCCCACCGAGCAACACACCGAACCACCUGCAUCGUCUACUUCUGAUCCCAAUCCCACUGAGCAACCCACCGAGGAACCCAGUGGCACCACUGAUUCUUCUAGCACUCCUGGGCCCUCCGGCACUGACGCCACCAGCAGUGAGCCCACCACCAUCGUCACUUCUACCCGUGCCCCUACCUCUAGCCCCACCUGUACUGCUACUCAGACUGGCGGCAGUGGCGGUGGGGAUUGCACUUGUGACGAUGACGGGCGGCCCAGCAGCGGUUCUGCCACGGGCACUGGCAAGCCCCAGCCCUCUGCUCCUGUCAUCGUCAAUGCGGGCAUCAACAAUAUCAACAACUACCCCUACUCUCUGGGCCUUGCUGGCGUUUUUGUUGCCGCUGCUGGGCUCUUCUAA